This is a messenger RNA of Colias croceus (clouded yellow), 979 nucleotides long. It is a transcript of the gene Rab23, whose product is annotated as ras-related protein Rab-23. The coding region runs from base 190 to 870 and encodes 226 amino acids. Gene Ontology annotation, molecular function: GTP binding; GTPase activity. Lineage: Eukaryota; Metazoa; Arthropoda; Insecta; Lepidoptera; Pieridae. The transcript has 6 exons. The record is from RefSeq and is a predicted model, not a curated record.
UUCACACGCCCGCGCCAUGCCGCUAGUCAGUUUCCACACUAAUUUCAGAAAGUGUGCACGUACCUAACUUUUGUGUGUGUUAUUUUAUAAAUUGUGUAAAGUUGUGUUGUGUCGUGUGUGUGGAUUGUUACGGCAUGGUGCAUCCGUACCAAAGCUUUAAGGUACAACACUAAUGUGUGUGGUCCGAGAAUGCGUGAGGAGGAGCUGGAGGUGGCCCUCAAGGUGGUCAUAGUGGGCGAUGGGGGUGUCGGCAAGUCCAGCAUGAUACAACGGUACUGCCGCGGCACCUUCACCAGGGAUUACAAGAAGACGAUAGGAGUGGACUUUCUGGAACGACAGAUUGAGAUCGACGGGGAAGAAGUACGGUUAAUGUUAUGGGACACAGCGGGUCAGGAAGAGUUUGAUGCCAUUACCAAAGCGUAUUACCGCGGAGCACAUGCCUGCGUUCUAGCAUUUUCUACCACGGACAGGGAUUCCUUUCUAGCCUUGCACUCGUGGAAACUUAAGGUGGAAAAUGAAUGUGGAGAGAUACCCACGAUAAUCGUACAAAACAAAAUUGAUCUAAUGGAUCAGUGUGUUGUUGGACCUGACGAAGCAGAGUUAGUAGCGCGCGCGCUGGGUUGCCGGCUCAUGCGCGCCUCCGUCAAAGAAGACGUGAACGUCGGCGCCGUGUUCCGUGCGCUCGCGGCGCGCUGCCUCGCUGACAUGCGACGGGAACACGCUGCUGACGUCACUGCACACGCUGUAACGCCUGUUAUAGGAACUUUCACAAACCACAACAGCAACGGAACGAUCUUAUUGCGUCCAGUGAAACAUCGGCCCGGCGGCAAAAAGAAAAAUGUCUUUAAAAAUGCAUGUCGGAUACUGUGAUCUUAUCGUUUUAUAAAAGAUAAACUGAUUACAUGGGCACAUUGAGAUAAUAUUACUACGUAUGGAGGAGACACCACGAACAAAAUCUGUGCGCCAUUUUUUGCUCUAA